Molecule: messenger RNA, 1938 nt
Organism: Marasmius oreades (fairy-ring Marasmius)
Lineage: Eukaryota; Fungi; Basidiomycota; Agaricomycetes; Agaricales; Marasmiaceae
Exons: 7
Coding region: 1-1938 (645 amino acids)
Biological process (GO): proteolysis
Molecular function (GO): cysteine-type peptidase activity
Source: RefSeq, a predicted model, not a curated record
AUGUCAGUUCGCUCGCAUGCACCCACUCGGCUACGAAAGGAGCUUGCGAAGAUCCUUCAGCUGCAGUCUGAAAUAGAUACGCUUGAGGAGACAAUCGCCGCCACCAAGCAUGCCAUCGUCCACUCACCCUCUCCAUCCACCAACGUCACGGCCACUCUUCCUCAGCUCGAGAACGCUCACACCACACUCAAAGCAAUGGCAGAGGACCUAUACCUCUCCCUCAACAUCUCAGAAGGAUUUCCGGAGCUCAAGACUGUUCCGUUUGAUUACCUCCAGCUGUUAUUACUCACACGGGACCUCAAGAUUAAUAUCCGGAAGCGCGGGAUUGGCAGUUUCUUUGAGUGGGACAAGUUGGACCACGCUGUUGGCGGCGGCGACUUUGCUCUCGCACACCAACUCACCUGUAAGUCGAUAUCCAAACGGGCUCCUGCACUUCAAAAUUCUAUCAAGAAAUACAAUCAAUACAUCGAGAAGUUGAAAGCAAUGCAUAAGUCAACAUAUUCAGUCCCAAUUCCGAGACUGCUCCCGACCACGCUUGCAGCCCUGCGUGAUCCAGAAACUUCCCAUCUAUGGGAGGAUGUCUGGAUUGCUCGUUCAGAUUGCGAAGUUGCCCCACGAUGGCUUGUUGACGAAUCUGUUCGAUCUGGGAUACGGGCCAUGCUGAUGCUCGACCGCUGUCGUGAGGAGAGAUCACGACUUGAGGAUGAAGCCCGCAAUAUGAGCAGGUGGUAUCACUGUGAGCUCUUUGCUAUCAAGGCGGCGUUUUGUUCAGCAAAAUAUCAGAGAUAUAAGACGUUGUUUAGUCUGCUUCUUCAGGGGCACUUGCAGCUUGCCCUUUGGUGGGCAAACCCCCUUCUGUCGCUUUCUCAACUACAGGCAGAGGCGUUGACUCUAGCAUCUGUGUCUCCGAGAUCAACCUACAGUACAUUGGAUGGACAUGAAUGCGAACCGGAUGAAUUUGACGUGGGAGAGGAGCUAGACGUGGCCACUACAGACCAUUAUCUGACUGAGAUAUUGGAUGAAGCCGACGGCGACGAAGAAGAAGGGGAAGUAGAAAGGGAAGAGGGAAAGCAAAAGGAUGAUCAAGUAGAUGGCUCCAUUCAACUUGUAUGGGCAGUGCCGUCUGACCCUCCUGUUGAUACCGAGCUCCUUCCUCUUCUCAAAACCUUUCCACAUUGGCCGGUAGCUGGCAGAAUGUCAGCCCCUCGCGUCAUCCAUACUACCUUGGGUGUUCGGCAUGUUUUUACGGUCAGCGAGCUUGAUAGGAUGGAUGAUAGCACCUGCCGUCUCUCCUCAGAUUGCGUGAACGGCCUUGCUGCUAUCCUCCAGGACCUUUUGGCUAGAGACCUUUCAGCAAGUGGCACCUCAAUAUCAUCACCCCGAACUGCCCAAGACGUCGCUAUCCUCUCGACGUACCUAGUUCCAAAGGUUUUCUCCGAGGGCAACAAUGCGGGCAUCUGGCGUCUCACAAAAUCCACCAAGUUCUGGACCGCAUUGACGUGGAUUUUACCAAUACACGAUACGGAUAUCAAGCAUUGGAUGCUUGCCAUAAUAUACCUGAAGUCAGGCCGUGUUCAUUUGUUUGACAGUUUGGGUUCUAUGGGAAUUUGGGACGAUUGGCUACCGAAAAUCCAUAUCGUUGUACAUCGCCUGAUUGCGACUGCCAAUGACCACGGCGUGAAGCUAACGCCUCCAACUCCAGGCUGGAUUGCAUGGCCUCUAAUGCUGCAACGGCUCCAGUCCAACGAUUACGACUGCGGUGUAUGGAUCUUAUUUGUCAUGACGGCAAUAUUACGUGGAAAAAUCAUACCCACUACGACAGAGAAGGAGAUCAUGGAGUUUCGGUCAUUGCUUGUGAGAUUGAUAAGGUAUCUCCCUCUGUACAAACCUGUUUCGGCGUCUUCGGAUGGAGGUGAAGAUGAUUUUAUUUUGUUGUAG